GUAGCACUCACAAGCAUAAGUUUACUUUACAGUCGAUAGCAAUAAUUAUGUACUUCAAAUUCUCAAUUUUGCUACUAACUUGUUUAAUAUUUGCCGAAUCCGCUCCAACUGAUACAGGCGAAGAUGGUGUUUUGGAAACACUCUACUAUGUUUGUAAAAAGGCAUACGAUGUUCCUAACGAAAGAGGUCUUAAUGAGUAUGAAAUGACAAUGUACACAGGAUUUGAUGAUGUAAUGGAACUUAGAGAGAUAGCGAAGUCAAUUAAAAUAAAAAACCUAGACAAUAUAAGUUUGAAGACGUUUGUAUUGCUUUCGAAAGAGAUAACCAGAAGACUAGGUCUUUCCAUAUUGCAACCCAAAAACGAGCUAAACGCUAGCUCAUCCAAUAGGCCUAUUUUUGAUGAUCUUGUUUAUUUAAAAUUAUACUGUUCCGCCAAAAGACGAUUCGAUGCUUUUGAUAGAGGCCUUACUGAGUACGAAAUGCUGAGUUAUGUGGAAAUCGUUAAUGUAUCGGAACUAAGAGAGAUGGCGAAUACACUUUUAAUAGAAAACUUGAACGAUAUAAAUUGGGAAAAUUUUACAUUGCUUAUGAAAGAGAUUUACAGAAGAUAUAAUAAUUCCACAAUAGGUGCCAAAAGAGAGCUAGAAGCUGGCCCAUCCAACAGGCCACCUGGAGAACAACCUGACUAAUCCAGUAAACUGAAACUUCAAUAAAUAUUACCGCUUUGUUACAAUUUGAAACCUGGACCACAUUGUACUAAAAUAUAAUUCAUAAAUAAUACAACUGAAAUAUUA
Messenger RNA from Adelges cooleyi (spruce gall adelgid), 794 nucleotides. RefSeq lists its product as uncharacterized. The transcript has 5 exons. The record is from RefSeq and is a predicted model, not a curated record. NCBI's taxonomy places the organism in Eukaryota, Metazoa, Arthropoda, Insecta, Hemiptera, Adelgidae. The coding region runs from base 48 to 689 and encodes 213 amino acids.